CAAGAUCUCAUGUUAUGUCAAAAUUAUUCUAAAACGGAAUCUCCGAAAUGAAAAAGAUCGAACAUUCGACACCGUUCAAAGUAAUUCCCUUAGCUGAAUCGAGAAAAGAACAUGUAGAUGUCGAGGGCAAAACCGAUGAGAAAAUAUCCGAAAUGGACGAUAAAGUUUCGUGUAAGGAACUAGACCAGUGGAUUGAACAGCUAAAUGAUUGCAAGCAGUUGACUGAAAAUCAAGUUAAAACGCUAUGCGAUAAGGCGAAAGAAAUAUUAUCAAAAGAAUCAAACGUACAAGAGGUAAAAUGUCCGGUGACUGUGUGCGGAGACGUACACGGUCAGUUUCACGACCUGAUGGAACUGUUCAGGAUAGGGGGCCGCAGCCCCGACACCAAUUAUCUUUUCAUGGGUGAUUAUGUUGACCGUGGUUAUUACUCAGUAGAAACGGUCACCCUGUUGGUCGCCCUUAAGGUUCGAUAUAGGGAAAGGAUUACAAUUCUCAGGGGUAACCACGAAUCUAGGCAAAUUACACAAGUGUAUGGUUUCUAUGAUGAGUGCUUGCGGAAAUACGGCAACGCCAAUGUGUGGAAGUAUUUCACAGAUUUGUUUGAUUAUUUGCCCUUGACCGCCCUCGUUGACGGCCAAAUAUUUUGUUUGCACGGAGGUUUGAGUCCCAGUAUUGACACUUUGGAUCACAUUCGCGCUUUAGAUCGUUUACAAGAGGUACCACAUGAGGGCCCCAUGUGUGACCUGUUGUGGUCCGACCCAGACGAUCGCGGCGGAUGGGGCAUAAGCCCCCGCGGUGCAGGAUACACCUUCGGCCAGGACAUUUCCGAGUCGUUUAACCACUCGAACGGGCUGACGCUCGUCUCUCGCGCCCAUCAGCUCGUCAUGGAGGGUUACAACUGGUGCCACGACCGUAAUGUCGUCACCAUAUUCAGCGCCCCUAACUAUUGCUACCGCUGCGGCAACCAGGCGGCCAUCAUGGAACUAGACGACGCUUUGAAGUAUUCAUUCUUGCAAUUUGACCCUGCACCCAGACGCGGGGAGCCCCACGUCACUCGUCGAACGCCCGACUACUUCUUGUAAUUUUUACAUAUUUGUCAAUCGCAAUAUCAUAAAAAUUUGCUUAGAUUAUAUUAUCGUAUUUGUUAAUGAUAAAAAGGAGUUAAAAAAACUGAUAGAGUGCGACCCGCAUUGAAUAAUAUAUAUAUUAUUACGAUGGAAAAGGCCCCCCCCGCCCGCCGACCGGGGUUUUAACCGCGUGAACGGGGCGGGGAUGGUUGACGUAAUUUUAGGAGGUUCCAAACCUUACCGCAUUUUCGUUUUCUCGUCCGUUAUGGAAGUAUUAAGCGAUGCGCGGCACGGAGGGGGCAUAGCGCGCGCCAGUGAGGAGGACUUAUACAGAAAUAUAAGUAAAAAAACAUAGAUGUAAUGUUUGCAUGUCUAGACUUAUACUCAGUGUUUAUUGUCAUACUAAAAAAACGAUUUUUUCCCCCGUGGAGAUUUUUUUUACCUCUUGCAGUUGUAGGGCGCCUUUUUACGAUAUUUUUAUGUAUCGAGCGGCCCCCCCGUCCUGGCCAAUUCGACCGGGCCGGGGUUGCGACGCCACCGAUUUUGUUGUCGGCCAUGUUUUACGUACCUACAAAUUGUUUCGCAAAAAAAAGUGUCUUUUAUUUUGGUGGGCGUCAGUCAUUGAAUAAACAGUUUCUAACGCGUUGGUUUUUGUUUUUGCGC
Molecule: messenger RNA, 1730 nt
Organism: Cylas formicarius (sweet potato weevil)
Lineage: Eukaryota; Metazoa; Arthropoda; Insecta; Coleoptera; Brentidae
Gene: mts
Product: serine/threonine-protein phosphatase 2A catalytic subunit beta isoform
Exons: 5
Coding region: 48-1082 (344 amino acids)
Biological process (GO): mitotic cell cycle; peptidyl-serine dephosphorylation
Cellular component (GO): cytosol
Molecular function (GO): protein serine/threonine phosphatase activity
Source: RefSeq, a predicted model, not a curated record